Molecule: messenger RNA, 4351 nt
Organism: Diabrotica virgifera virgifera (western corn rootworm)
Lineage: Eukaryota; Metazoa; Arthropoda; Insecta; Coleoptera; Chrysomelidae
Exons: 2
Coding region: 2649-4064 (471 amino acids)
Source: RefSeq, a predicted model, not a curated record
UCCGUUAACUUUAAUUAUCUUUAUAGUUAUUUUAUUUAAAUUUUAAUAACGGUUUGUCAUUAAAUUAUACUUAAAAAUAAUAAGAUCUAACUAAAAUAAAUCUUUGACUGACGUCAUACUUAACUAUUAGUUGGCACAAGUACUUCAGUUGGUAUUAGACACCAUUCGCUGUCAUGUGAGUUUCGUUCUGUGGGGCUUCUCGUCUAACGACAGGAAAUAUUGGACACUUCGCUUGGUACGCUAGAACGGAAAAGUGGCGGAUGGCUGAUUGAAAAGGACGGAAAUUUUAAUACAAUAGUUUCAAGCUUUUAUAAGUGAUAUUUAGUGGCAAAUUAUUGGUGGUGCUUUGGAGAAGCUAGGAGACUAAGUUUUGGGAGAUCCCGGAGGAAUUGGAAGUCAUGUCAUCCGCCACUUGGGGGAAAUCUUAAACUGUAACCAGUCCGUCAGCUCCCCUCACAACUGGGAGCAACCGUUCUACGCCAAGCCAGGUCAUUUGGAGACCAGCCUGGAGAACUUCCCACAUACCUACUUUGUAUCCUGCCCUCUGCACCCCAGAAGGGCAUCGGUAUAUUAAUUGGUACAAGCUAGCACCAUCCCUGUGCUAAUUCGCCUACCAGGGAUUUUGGAAUCCGUAGCAAGGACACUCUCGGGGACCAUUUAGGGUUUGUUUUGGGACACUUAGUAUCUGCUAGUGAUUGUCACUUCCACUAUUACACCACAUUCAUUUUUUGUAUAAGACUCGGGACAUUUAUUUUGAUGAUUAAGUUGUAUAGUUUAUCGCACAUAUUUUGUUUCAAUAUUUAAGUUGCAUAUUGUUUUUAUAUAUCUAUAAUAGUUGAUAGUGUUCCCCAAACCAGUAAACUCUCUGGUCAAAGAGGUUUGAGCUCAGAUCAUCUUUUCCCCAUAUGAGAUUCUCUUUACCUUUAUAUAUUACCUGAAAUUUACUUGUACCAUUUAUUUACUUAAUUAACUUUAUAUUUUUAGUACUAACCUUGCUUGUCUCCACUUAUCAAUUUAAAUUUAUAUACUUUGUCCUCUUAAUUUGCUUAAUUUAUUAACUUAUUCAUAUAACUUUAAUCUUUCUUUAGUCAAUCAUAAUUAUUUAACUUAUUUGCUUAACUUUACUUAAAUUCAUUUAAUCAAUUUCUAAUUAUAUCUUUGGACGCUAUUCCCUUUGAAUAGCUAUCCAUUUUACUUGUUAUAUUUUUUAGUGACUACGUGUCGAAGCAACUGAUUUUUAUAUAUCAAGUAGACCGUAGGUUCACCUUAAUGAGGCUAGUGCCUAUUUAACUCUUUGAGAGUUACGGAAAUUAUUCAUUGUGAAUAAUCCUCCCUUAAUUAUAUUCUGGUUCAUUAGUUCUAUAGGGUUUAACGUUGCUGUACGUAUUGCAAUCGUACAAUUAUUUGGUGAAGGUUGUUAUUUAACCUAGUAUAUGUAAGUUGGGGGUAUGCUCCAUAUAAGAGUUACUCCAUUACUAAUGUAACUAUAGAUUAUAUUUAUAUUACUAUAGGUAAUUAUUUCCUAUUGUCAUUUUAGAGUUACAUAGUUUGUAUUUUUCUAACUCAGAGGUUGUCAAAAAUCUAAGUAGUUAUAUUUAAUAAAUAUUUAUUUGUUUUGUAUAUCCAUUAUUUUUUUUCCCAUUUUUGAAUUUAAUAUAUUUACUAUUUAACAGCAGUGUAAGAUACCUGGAAGUUUGGUCCAUUCCAACUUCUGGCGCCCAUAAUUCAGUCUAUUUUAUUUAUCUCCUAUAUUCUUCUAUUUUUAUUAUAUUAUUAUAUUUAUCUAAUUUAUUUUCUGAACAUAUAUUUUUAACUUAAAAGAUUUCCCUUUUUCUAGUCAUCAUCUCUCUUUAGGUUGAGCUACUGUUCUUCGACAGGCAUGCAAACGAGCCGUAUCCAUCCUUGAGUGUCAAGUUGCUCUCUUGCAUCUAUAGCUAGCCAACUCUAUUCAGUUUGCCUCUGUCUCUCCAUACUUCCAUUAUCAGUUCAUCACCCUUCCUUCAUUCAUUUCAUCUUAUCAUUUUAGUUCAACAAAUACUACUGCAAAGUAGUAUUUUUGUUACAUUGGCGCCCAACGUGGGGCCAACCUUUUAUAGGUUCUAAGACAGUAGUUCUUUUAGUUCAUUUUUUUUUCUUUUAUUUAUAUUAUUCCCUUCUGAUAUCUUUUUAUACAUUCUGUUCUGAUUUAUUUUGUCUUUAACUAUUUACUAAUACUAAACAGGUACACUGUCACUGCUGUAUCUAUUAAUUAGUUGAGAUUUUGAAACCUCGUUUAUAGUUUUGUCAUACAGCUUACAUUCUGGGUUGAAUUUGAAACGAAGUAUAAGUAACUAGCAUAUAUUAGAUUAUAUUAUUUUACUCUUUCAGCCAGUGUUGUAUUUGUACGUACAGUAAUCGUUAAUACUUACAUAUUUUUUUUUCUAGUACAAGUAUAAUAAUUAAUUUUUUUUUCCAAUAUUUAGGUACUAUAUUUACUUGAUUAUACCUUAUUUACUUUAUUUAUUUGAUACAUAUAUUUUGCUGGCCAUUUUUGAUUUUGUUGGUGUGUUGCUAAUAUUUUCUCCGUACUUAUAUAUUUUGCGUACAAACUUAAGUAUAUUUCAUAUUUCUGACCUUUGGAUUGCUUGUCAAUAAUUUUUGCUUUCAUCAUGUGUGCUUUUAAAGUUGAACAUCUUCUGGUGGACGAAUUGGACUAUGAGUUGAAAAUUAGGGACGUAGUACCAGAGGAGUCGGCAACUGUCGAUAGGAAACGCAAUCUUCUGCGGGGUGCUUUGAAGCAAGAAGAAGGCAAUAGGAGUUUCACCCAACUUUCGGCUGUACAUAUCCCUUUUGAGGACCAACGGAAAGGAAUAUCCGAAACGUUGGAUAGCUUGUCGAAGAAAAUAGAGAAGUUUAGGGGAACUGUACAGGACAAUGAAUAUGUUAGGUUAAUAUCUCGUCUAGCUCAUAUUUCUGGCCGAGUACACUUGUUACAGUGUACUACAGAAGAGCAGGAACCUUUUAAAAAGUCUGUUUCUCUUAAAAUCCUUACCUUGGAGGGUGAGCUUGAUUCUAAGGUUAACCCCAUAGCCACAUCUACUCCUAAUGCUCCAGUCAGUGUCGUUCCUAGUUUCACAUACUCCAAACCUGUGCAAGUACACAAAUGGGGUGUUUCAUUUUCCGGUGAAAAACAGCACAAUGAUGUGAUUACAUUUUUAGAAAAGGUCGAAUGUCUUCGAGUAUCUAGAGGUGUCUCUGAAGAAAAUUUGUUUGCUGCUUCAGCUGAAUUGUUUACCGGUCCUGCUUUUACCUGGUUCAUGAAUAAUAGAGGUAAUUUAUCUUGUUGGUCUGAUCUGGUUCGCAAGUUGAAGUCAGAUUUUCUUCCUUACUCAUACCAGGAUGAUCUCUUGGAUGAAAUCAAAAACCGUAAGCAGAAACCAGGAGAGUCUGUCACUAUGUUCAUUAAUACUAUAUUAGGCAUGUGUAGCCGUUUAGAUACUCCGUUAUCUGAUUUGUCCAAAAUAAAAAUCAUCUUAAAAUGUUUACUGCCCUUUUAUCAUCAGCAGUUAGCUCUUAUGGACAUCCAGAGUAUUGAUGACCUCACUGUAAAGUGCAAACGUUUGGAGGAAACGUUAUCCUGGUCUUCUCAGCCUCCAUCCACAUCUCGACCCUCUUCUAAUUCUUCUUCUCAGCCAACUUCCUUUAGACAACGUUCUUGGCAAAAUAAGGGCCCUGAACGUAAUGUUUCUGUUUUUAGUUCCGUUGUUUGCUGGAAUUGUCAUCAGUCUAAUCAUAAGUUCAAUAAUUGUGGUAUCCCACAAACUCGUAUUUUCUGCCACGGUUGUGGUAGGGAAAAUACCCUCAAAAGAAAUUGUUUCAAGUGUUCGGGAAACGAAAUGUCGGAGGUCCGUCCCCUGAGCGUUUCUCCGUCCAACACCCAAUCAGGGAAUCAAACCCCAUCAGAAAACGAGACAGCUGGCCCAAGCACACCAAGCAACUCAAACCCAUCUUCCAAUCGGAAAGGGAAGAAGGCAUCGUUCAGGAAACAAGCACACACCACAAAUCAAAAUCAGUCCAGAAAUUAAGUUUUAGUCAUGAUACGUUGAACGCACAUGAUUCACAGGGUUGCAAAGCCACAAAUUCUUUAAUUGGUAGUGUUAAGUAUAAUAAUAAUUUUGAUGGUGAAGUAGUUCCAUAUAAUGGUUGUAUCCAACCAAAUAUUUUAGAUUUAGAUAUUAACUCUUUAUUAGUUAGGAAACAAAAUGAUAAUAGGCCAUAUCUACCUAUUCAAAUUUUAGGACAAUCGUGUUUAGCUUUAUUAGAUAGUGGCUCUAAUAUUUCAUUGAUAGGAGCACAUUCAUUAAAUUUAUUG